Carassius gibelio (silver crucian carp) is the source of this 2327-nucleotide messenger RNA. RefSeq names its product E3 ubiquitin-protein ligase TRIM16. The record is from RefSeq and is a predicted model, not a curated record. Gene Ontology annotation, molecular function: zinc ion binding; protein binding. Bases 54 to 1718 code for a protein of 554 amino acids. Lineage: Eukaryota; Metazoa; Chordata; Actinopteri; Cypriniformes; Cyprinidae. The transcript is spliced from 6 exons.
CCUCAUACACAGAAGCAGGAAGCAUCGGUUUUUUGGUCUGAACGUGCAGUAAAAUGGCAGAAUCCUGUAUUUCAGUGGAGCAGUUCUUGUGUCCGGUGUGUCUGGAUCUCCUGAAGGAUCCAGUGACCAUCCAGUGUGGACACAGUUACUGUAAGAGCUGUAUUACAGACUGCUGGGAUCAGGAGGAUCAGAAGAGAGUCUACAGCUGUCCUCAGUGCAGACAGACCUUCAGUCCAAGACCUGCUUUAUUUAAGAACGUGGUGUUUGCUGAACUGCUGGAGAAACUGAAGAAGACCAAACUCCAAAGUGCUGUUCCUGCUGGAGCUGGAGAUGUGCAGUGUGACGUCUGUACUGGAAGAAAACACAAAGCCAUCAAGUCCUGUCUGGUGUGUCUGAACUCUUACUGUCAAACUCAUUUUGACCAUCAUGAGGAGUUUAAUUCACGUAAGCCACACAAAAUGAUUGAAGCCACUGGACGACUGCAGGAGAUGAUCUGUCAGAAACACGAGAAGCUCCUUGAGGUUUUCUGUCGCACUGAUCAGAAGUGUAUAUGUGUGCUGUGUAUGGAUGAACAUAAAAACCACAAGACUGUAUCAGCCGCAGCACAGAGGACAGAGAAACAGAAGCAGCUGAAGAAGAUGCAGAAGACGCUCCAGCAGAGAAUCCAGCAGAGAGAGAAAGAUCUCCAGCAGCUGAGAGACACUGUGGAGUCUCAUAAGCGCUCUGCACAGACAGCAGUGGAGGACAGUGAGAGGAUCUUUACUGAGCUCAUCCGCUCCAUUGAGAGAAGCCGCUCUGAGCUGAUACAACUGAUCAGAGAUCAGGAAAAGACUGCAGUGAGUCGAGCUGAAGAACGACUGAAGCAACUGGAGCAGGAGAUCAAUGAUCUGAGGAGGAGAGACGCUGAGCUGGAGCAGCUUUCACACACACAGGAUCACAUCCAGUUCUUGCAGAGUUUGCAGUCUCUGUCUGUUUCAGAAUAUAGACUCAGCACAGCACUUCAGGUGACUGUCAGCUCUCAGUUGACCUUUGAUGAAGUGAGAAGAUCUGUCUCUCUACUGAGAAAGGAGAUUGAGGAUUUUUGCAAAGAUGAAAUAGAAAUCAUAUCUGAUAAAGUGAAAUUAGUUGAGCUCAUUCCUUCCCCUGAACUCAAGACCAGAGAGGAGUUCUUACAAUACUCUUACCAGUUGGCUCUGGAUCUGAACACAGUGAACCCCCUCCUUGGACUGUCUGAUGGGAACAGCGUUAUCUUUCAGGGUGACAUGUGCUAUGGGUAUCCGGAUCAUCCAGACAGAUUUGAUUACUGGGAGCAGGUGUUGUGUACAAAGAGAGUGUGUGGACGCUCUUACUGGGAAGUUGAGCAGAGUGAGAAAGGUAUGAUGGAGGUAGCAGUGUCAUAUAAGAACAUCCGUAGGAAGGGAGAGGUUGAGAGGAGGGAUUGCUUGUUUGGAUGUAAUGAUCACUCCUGGAGUUUAUUCUGCUCUUCCUUCAGAUGCUCAUUCACUCACAAUAGCAUAGAGACUGAUCUCCCUGUAAAGUCCAUCAGCAGGAGAAUAGGAGUGUUUGUGGAUCACAGUGCAGGAACUCUGUCCUUCUACAGCGUCUCUGACACAAUGAGCCUCAUCCACACAGUCCAGACCACAUUCACUCAGCCGCUCUAUCCUGGGUUUAGAGUUUAUUAUGGAACAACCAUGAAACUAUCCAAUUUAUCAAAAUAGAGAUAUUCUACCUGAAUUUGUUUUAAAUCAUUGCUUUAAACUGCAUUAUAAAUUAGAAAAAAAAAGUUAUCUGGUGUCUUGUUUUCCAUAAACAAAUAAGUAGGUGAGAUGUUGCUCAAAAUGUAACAUUAAUCUAAUAGUGGUUGUAAAAGUGGAAUAAGAAUAAAAAUGAAAGAUUAAUCACUGACUUACAGUACAAGCAUGACCAUAUGGUUUUGGACCCCUUGAUUGUGUAUUGUACAGAGUUGCUUAUGUUUAUUAUUAUUAUUUCUUUAAAUAAAACAUUGGUCAGUAGUGUGACCUGAUGGACUGUAGCUGUUUUGAUUUUCCUGUGACAUUUAUAUGCAGUAUUUAUAAUUGAGUAUGAAGUGUAUACAGCCCUGAUCAUAUUAACCUGCUAUAUAAUACUGGUUAUUCACUGUACAAUCAAAAAACCUGACACUGAUCUUUUAUGGUUUUCAAGCUAUAAUUACUAGAGGAAAUGCAUGCAUAGUAUAUAAGGUUUUGCUAGAAAAAAUCUGGAACAACUGAAAGGGAUUUUGUUCCAAUUUUCUAUUAUGUUCUGCCAAAUAUGCUGUUCAUUUUUGUUCCUUAAACCAGCAACAGUGU